Messenger RNA from Chlamydomonas reinhardtii, 3104 nucleotides. RefSeq lists its product as uncharacterized. Gene Ontology annotation, biological process: peptidyl-serine phosphorylation; endocytosis; signal transduction. Gene Ontology annotation, cellular component: nucleus; cytoplasm. The record is from RefSeq and is a predicted model, not a curated record. The transcript is spliced from 13 exons. NCBI's taxonomy places the organism in Eukaryota, Viridiplantae, Chlorophyta, Chlorophyceae, Chlamydomonadales, Chlamydomonadaceae. Gene Ontology annotation, molecular function: ATP binding; protein serine/threonine kinase activity. The coding region runs from base 170 to 2269 and encodes 699 amino acids.
GUUAUAGUGAGCAUAUAUACACAGUUGCGGAUAGAUAGGAGCUUCUCGUUCAUUGUUCUUGUCGCUUCUCUCCCGAGCCCAACGAUUUCUGCCGAUUUCUUUACAUACACCUCGAGGGCUGCAAGUCAGGGCAAGCACAUGCUAGCAAUCGACCUUUGUGCUGCUUAGGAUGCCCGAGCCAGGAGCUAGGCAACGCCCUCAACGCGCAGCGGCAAAGGAGGCCCAGCAGCGUAUAGCAGCUCAGGCUCAGGGCCGGGACGUGCAUCCCCUUGAAGAGGAGCCCAGCCCGGACGGACCGCUGGUGCUCACGAACGGGCAGAGGAACCAGUCAACCGACCCGAACAAAGAAAACGUAAAGCUGAACGCACAGGCCAAAGCCGGUGCGCCCAAGGCCCCGCCGAAGGCUGCCUUGGCGCCGCCCGCGCCUGCAGCGCAGGCAGCCCCUCGGCCUGGGAUUCCAGCGGCUUUCGUGGCAGAACCAAAGGUAGAAGAGCCCGCGGAGGAUGGGCCGGACAAGUUCCCUGUGCCCAAGAAGGUGGCUGUGGGGGGCUCGCCUGCCUACAUCCCGGACAAGAAGCUAGGCAAAGGAGGCUUCGGGCAGGUUUGGCUCGGUCGCCGGGUGAUACCCGCGAAGAAGAGCUCCGCCAAGGACACGGACCAGGCGGCGUCAUUGAACCAGGUCGCGCUCAAAUUUGAGCACAAGAGCAGCAAGGGUUGCGCAGCGGGGCCUCCCUACGAGUGGUCGAUUUACUCGCAACUCGGGGACGUGUACGGCAUCCCCAAGGUGCACUACAAGGGCCAGCAGGAUGACUUCUACAUCAUGGUCAUGGACCUGCUGGGCCCUAGCUUGUGGGACGUUUGGAACCAGCAGGGGCAACGGCUAUCGGAGGCGUACGUAGCGUGCGUGGCGAUGGAGGCGCUCACAAUCCUGCAGGCGCUGCACAACCGCGGGUACGUGCACGGCGACAUCAAGCCGGAGAACUUCCUGCUGGGGCCGCCCGACACCAACCGCUCCAAGCGGCUGUACCUGGUGGACCUGGGCCUGGCCAUGAAGUACCGGGACGGGCGGUACGGCGGGCACGUCAAGUACGACCAGCGGCCGGACGACUUCCGCGGCACGGUGCGCUACGCCAGCGUGCAUGCGCACCUGGGGCGCACCAGCAGCCGGCGCGACGACCUGGAGUCACUGGCGUACACGCUCAUCUUCCUGCUGAAGGGCCGCCUGCCCUGGCAGGGGUACCAGGGCCAGAACAAGGGGUACUGGGUGGCGCGCAAGAAGAUGGCGACGUCGGCGGAGAUGCUGUGCCGGCUCACGCAGACCGCGUUCCGCGAGUUUACGGACAGCGUAAUGAAUGCCAAGUUCGAGGAGGAGCCCAACUACGCGCGGUACAUUGCCAUGUUUGAGCCGCUGGUCAACGUGCCGGAGCGGCCGCUGGUGGUGGAGAACGCGCUCAAGCUGGUUGUGGGCAGCAAGCGCAGCCGCGCGGACUUCGAGGGCGACGUGGAGAUCCAGCCCGUGAAGAAGGUCCGCACCGGCAACGGCGCGCGGCAGUGGAUCACGGUGUACAACAAGCACGCCCCCAUGAAGCAGCGGUACCACUACAACGUGAACACCAGCCGCCUGCUGGUGCACGUGCAGAAGGGCUGGGAGGACGGGCUGUACAUCUCGUGCGUGUCGUCCUGCCAGAACCUGUGGGCCAUCGUCAUGGACGCGGGCACGGACUACACGCAGCAGAUCUACAAGGUGCACUACAACUCGUUUCUGCCCAAGGAGUGGAUCAUGGAGAAGUGGGAGGAGGGCUACUACAUCACGGCGGUGUCGGGCAGCGACAACAACAGCAGCCUGGUGGUCAUGUCCAAGGGCACACGCUUCACGCAGCAGUCGUACAAGGUGGCGGACUCGUUCCCCUUCGAGUGGAUCAAGAAGAAGUGGCGCGAGGGCUUCUACGUGACCGCCAUGGCCACCUGCGUGAACCAGUGGGCUGUGGUCAUGAGCAAGACGACCGGCAUCAUCGACCAGGUGGUGGAGGUGGACUUCCAGUACCCGUCGGAGGGCAUUCACAAGCGCUGGGACGCGGGCUACCGCAUCACCUGCGCCGCGUCCACGCACGACCAGUCGGCGUUCGUGCUGUCCAACCUGCGCAAGCCCAACCUGGACGAGACGCAGGAGACGCUGCGCACCAGCAGCUUCCCCACGCAGCACAUCAAGGAGAAGUGGGACGACAACCUGUUCCUGGCGGCGAUCUGCUACGGCAAGACCGUCAGCUAAGGAGCGGCAGCCAACGCACGGGCGGACUGGCGCGCGCGAACCGGUGGCUAGUGCGGCUGGCGUGGCCUGGUGUGGCAUUCGGGCUUCGCAUCUGUAGCGCCGAUCGACAUUCAAGGCGCGGAGUAUGGCAGCCAGGUGCCCCUCAGCAGGUCAGCAGCCAUCCUGGCGUGCGGCUCCCCCAAGUCUCGGGGCUGGUUAGUGUCAGUUGCAGCGGGUAGGCGGCAAUUUCCGCAGUUUUGCUGUGUGCUGCACGGUCGGCCCCGCUUGCUGUCGGGGCACGUAGGUCAGGUCGCGCCGUGCAACAGCUGAAUGCAGGCAGUUGACGGCUUGGGGACGCCUAGAUACAGGCACUACAAGAGGCAGAUGGAAUAACCUCGCGCGGGGGUUCAAAUACAUAAUUAGAACUGUGCGGGUGUCAGCAGGGUGCGCCUUCCUUCUGCUGGCACGCGUCUGGUUAGCCAGAAGCAGAUAGAUUCUUUUGUUUUGACUCCAGGGCAUCCGGAUUGUCAGCUAGUGGCAGGACAAGGCGCAGUGUCGCGUGUGUGUGUGUGUGGGUGUCGCUUGUGUUGUUCUGGAGGGUGCAGUGGCUGUGCCACUAUUCUUCAGGUAUACUGUUCAGGUGUAGGUUCGCGUGUAGGUGGUUUCGGACGGGCGUUUGUGAGGACCCAGCUGGUCCAACAGGCACGCGAACACUAGGAUGCAUCGGCUCGACCCGGCACCACAAGUUAGGCACCAGUUUGACGGACGGCCGGGCAUGUGCGUUCUCUUAUUGUACGAUAACACAGCGCACUCUGGCUGUGCUGCAUGCUUACACCACCUGUAAUCUCUCGUUUUU